Lethenteron reissneri (Far Eastern brook lamprey) is the source of this 3130-nucleotide messenger RNA. It is a transcript of the gene KCNB2, whose product is annotated as potassium voltage-gated channel subfamily B member 2. Lineage: Eukaryota; Metazoa; Chordata; Hyperoartia; Petromyzontiformes; Petromyzontidae. Gene Ontology annotation, biological process: potassium ion transmembrane transport; protein homooligomerization; action potential. Gene Ontology annotation, molecular function: protein binding; delayed rectifier potassium channel activity. The record is from RefSeq and is a predicted model, not a curated record. Gene Ontology annotation, cellular component: voltage-gated potassium channel complex; membrane.
AAGGUGUCAUCAUCACAAACACCAGAAUGGAAACCCGUGGCUCCACCACAUCCCUCGGUGGGUCUCCUCCCAAGCAGCCCCUCCCGGAGGGGCUUGACGGGAGUCACCCGGACACGGUGAACGCUCCCACCGGAGAAGGAGGAGGAGGUGGUGGAGAAGACGCUACGAGAUCACCGGCAGAAGAGGCCCCCUCUGCCGCACGAGAGCCGCUGAGUCGCCGCGUGCGCCUCAACGUGGGCGGCGUGUGCCACGAGGUGCUGUGGCGGACCCUGGAGAGACUUCCGCGGACCAGGCUCGGGAAGCUGAGGGACGCAAGCGUCGAUGGAGAGGCGGCGGCCCUCUGCGACGAUCACAGCCCCGGGGAGAACGAGUACUUCUUCGACCGUCACCCGGGCGCGUUCACGUCCAUCCUCAACUUCUACCGCACGGGCAAGCUGCACAUGAUGGAGGAGAUGUGCGCCCUCUCCUUCAGCCAGGAGCUCGACUACUGGGGCGUGGACGAGAUCUACCUGGAGUCGUGCUGCCAGGCGCGGUACCACCAGAAGAAGGAGCAGAUGAACGAGGAGCUGCGGCGCGAGGCGGACACGGCGCGCGAGAUGGAUGCCGAGGUGUUUGACGGCGCGUGCUGCGCGGAAAAGCGCAAGAGGCUCUGGGACCUCCUCGAGAAGCCAAACUCGUCCGUGGCGGCCAAGGUGCUGGCGAUCAUCUCGAUCCUCUUCAUCGUGCUGUCCACCAUCGCGCUGUCGCUCAACACGCUGCCCGACCUGCAGGAGACGGACGAGUACGGCAACGUGAUGGACAACCCGAGCCUGGCGCACGUGGAGGCGGUGUGCAUCGCGUGGUUCACCACCGAGUACAUGCUGCGCUUCCUCUCCUCGCCCAGCAAGUGGAAGUUCUUCAAGGGUGCCCUGAACGUGAUCGACCUCCUGGCCAUCCUGCCCUACUACAUCACCAUCUUCCUCACCGAGUCCAACCACAGCGUGCUGCAGUUCCAGAACGUCCGCCGCGUCGUCCAGAUCUUCCGCAUCAUGAGGAUCCUGAGGAUCCUGAAGCUGGCCCGCCACUCGACAGGCCUCCAGUCGCUGGGCUUCACGCUGCGCCGCAGCUACAACGAGCUGGGCCUCCUCAUCCUCUUCCUCGCCAUGGGCAUCAUGAUCUUCUCCAGCCUCGUCUUCUUCGCCGAGAAGGACGAGGACGACACCAAGUUCCGCAGCAUCCCCGCAUCCUUCUGGUGGGCCACCAUCACCAUGACCACGGUGGGCUACGGCGACAUCUACCCGCAGACGCUGCUCGGCAAGAUCGUGGGCGGCCUGUGCUGCAUCGCGGGCGUGCUCGUCAUCGCGCUGCCCAUCCCCAUCAUCGUCAACAACUUCAGCGAGUUCUACAAGGAGCAGAAGCGACAGGAGAAGGCGGUGAAGCGGCGCGAGGCGCUCGAGCGCGCCAAGCGCAACGGCAGCAUCGUGUCGAUGAACUCGCGCGACGUCUUCCCGCAGGGCGGCGACCUCUCCGACGUGCUCGUGGACCGCGGCGCGCACUCGCCGGGCAAGUGGCGGUGGCGGAAGCGCACCAUGUCGGAGACGAGCUCCGCCAGGUCCUUCGACGGCGCCGAGCGCCUCGACAGCCUCGCCGAGGAAAACCGCAGCAACAACGCCGCGAGCGCCGCCGCCGCCGCCGCCGCCACCGCCGCGCCGCUCAAUCUCGACGCGCAGAAGCUGAACGACGACUACAACGAGAUGGUCGGCGGGCCCGCGACGGCGCGCGGCGGCGGCGGUGGCGGAGGAGGAGGCUGCGGAGGAGGAGGAGCCACCAACGAAACUUUCGAGGACGCAUUCACGGACAAGCUGAUGAGCUUGGAGCGUCCGCGCAAGCCGCCGGAGCAGCAGCAGCUGACGACGUUGCUGCUGGGGCCACCGCCGCCGCUGCCACAUCCGCCGCACGGCGGCGCGGGCCCGGCGGCGUUCCAGCCCGGCAGCGGCGGCGGCGGCGGCAUGCUGCGUGAGCCGCCCGCCGUAGACACAAAGAAGAGCUUCUCCAGCCUGGACAGCUUCGCGAGCUGCAGCGCCGACUUCCUGGGCAAGACGCCCGACUCGACCACCACGAGCACGCCGUGCCGGCGCCGCGGUCACCAGGCGUACGGCUCGCAGGGGAACAUCCACGCCCACCCGCGCCUCCUCGCCGAGCCGCCCCGCGCCCCGCACUUCUCCAUGCCCAAGUUCGACGUGCAGCCGAGCCGCGACGGGAGCCAGACCACCGGCGUCUUCCCCGCGUACGGCCACGUGUUUGGCGGUGGUGUCGGCGCCGGCGACGUUGCCGGUGUUGGCGCCGGUACCUCCAAGUUGUCGAGCGCCUCCCACGGCUCCCUGCUGUGGGGGUCGCACCCAGCGGUCAAUGAGCUGAACGGGAACGUUUCCUCCGUGAGGUUCGUCGCGAAGUCCGGCAGCGAGGUUCUGUCCGAGUCGGCGACGGCUGGCGGCGGCGGCGGCGGCGGCUCCAUCGCCGCGCCGGCACCGGCGCCCUCCGGCAGGGCUUACGCAGGCGAGCAGCGCAAGCCGGCGCCCCUGCUCUACAAUAUCAAGGGCUCGCCGUCCGCGCCGGAGAACGGCAAGAAGAGCGCGCUGUCCUGGGAGGACGACGUGGGAGGGGCGGCCGACUUGGCCCGGGCGCUGCUGCACAAGAAGGUGGAGCUGCUGGCGCCGGUCGGGCGUCACCCGGGCGGCGACGGUGACGCCGGCGCGGCCACCGCUGGCGGCGGCGUCGUUGGCGGCUGCGGAGAUAUCGGCGGUUGUGCCGGUGGCGGCGGCGACAGCGGGAGCGCGUCAGCGCUGGGGAACCACGUGCGCGGAGGCUUUUACGACGGCGGGCGCAACCACGUGGAGAGCUCCCCGCUGCUGGGCUCGAGGCGAGGCGACGGAGCGGGCGGGGACGGGCGCCACUUCAUCAAGCUGCACGGGCACUGCCACGCGUACAGCAAGCUGUCCAACGACGACGACGCCGCCGCCGCUAAGGAGGAGGGGAAGCGUGGGGCGCGCAGCGGCAAGGACGCCGACGGCGCCGGCGAGGAGGGGGCGGCCGAGGAUGGCGCAGCGUCGCCCGUCACUUACGAGACGCGCAUGUGAGCAGUCUUCGCGGC